Messenger RNA from Bufo bufo (common toad), 1500 nucleotides. RefSeq names its product gastrula zinc finger protein XlCGF26.1-like. NCBI's taxonomy places the organism in Eukaryota, Metazoa, Chordata, Amphibia, Anura, Bufonidae. The transcript is spliced from 3 exons. Gene Ontology annotation, molecular function: RNA polymerase II cis-regulatory region sequence-specific DNA binding; DNA-binding transcription factor activity. Gene Ontology annotation, biological process: regulation of transcription by RNA polymerase II. The record is from RefSeq and is a predicted model, not a curated record. The coding region runs from base 32 to 1474 and encodes 480 amino acids.
CAAGGAGAAGAUCCUAGAGCUCACCCAUAAGAUGUUGGAGCUGCUGACUGGAGAGGUUCCUGUAAGGUGUCAGGAUGUCGCUGUCUAUUUCUCCUCGGAUGAGUGGGAGUAUUUAGGGGAACAUGAGGACCUGUACAAGGACGCCAUGAUUGAAGAUCCCCAGCCUCUGACGUCACAAGAAAAUUCCAGUAAGAAAUCUGAGGGAGAAGAUGAAGAUAUCGUGCAGCGCUCUUCAGGAGGAAACUUCAUUACCUGUAAUGUACAUUCAGGACCUGACAGAAAAGAACUGUCAUAUAAUCCCCCUAAUCAGGAGGACUCUUCCCCUGACCAAUCACAGGUUCUUACCACAAACACUGAACAGAAAGUGGGUAAAUGGUAUCACUGUGGUGAAUGUGGAAAAUGCUUUACAAAAAGUUCAAGUCUGUUUACACACAGACGAAUUCACACAGGAGAAAAACCUUAUUCAUGUUUUCAGUGUGGAAAAUCCUUUACGUGUAAGUCCAAUCUUGUUAGACAUGAGAGAAUUCACACAGGAGAGAAGCAGUUCCCAUGUUCAGAAUGUGGGAAAUGUUUUACACUGAAAUCAGAUCUUGCUAAACAUCAGAGAAUUCACACAGGACAGAAGCCAUAUUCAUGUUCAGAAUGUGGUAAAUGUUUUACAGAGAAAUCAACACUUGUUACACAUGAGAGAAUUCACACAGGAGAGAAGCCAUUUUCAUGUUCUGAAUGUGGGAAAUGUUUUACAGAAAAAUCAACUCUCGUAACACAUGAAAGAAGUCACACCGGAGAGAAACCAUAUCCAUGUUCAGAAUGUGGGAAAUGUUUUACAAAAAGGUCAGAUGUUGUUAAACAUGAGAGAAUUCACACAGGAGAGAAGCCGUAUGCAUGUUCAUUAUGUUGGAAAUGUUUUACAGAUAAAUCCACUCUUGUUAAGCAUGAAAGAAUUCACACAGGGGAGAAGCCAUAUUCAUGCUCUGAAUGUGGUAAAUGUUAUACAGAUAAAUCAACGCUUGUUAAACAUGAGAGAAUCCACACAGGAGAGAAGCCAUUUUCAUGUUCACUUUGUGGGAAAUGUUUUAAUUAUAAAUUAAGUCUUGUUAUACAUGAGAGAAGUCACACAGGAGAGAAGCCGUAUUCAUGUUCAGAAUGUGGGAAAUGUUUCAUAGAUAGAUCCCAUCUUGCUAUACAUCAGAGAAGUCAUACUGGGGUGAAACCAUUUUCCUGUUCAGAAUGUGGGAAAAGUUUUAUUACUAAAGUCAAACUUAGAAUUCACCAGAGAAGUCAUUCUGGGGAAAAACCAUUUUCAUGUUCAGAAUGUGGGAAAUGUUUUACAGAAAAAUCAAGUCUUGUUACACAUAUGAGGAUUCACACAGGGGAGAAGCCGUAUUCAUGUUCCACAUGUGGGAACUGUUUUAUUACUAAAGGCAAACUUCGGGAUCAUCAGAGAAGUCACAUAGGGGAACAGCUAUGUUGAUGUUCUUUGAAACUUGUUAAAGAAUU